AAACUCAAAAGUUGAACUACCUAUACAUUUGUUUAGGUUGUUAUAAUGAAUAUUUUUAAGUUAAAAUAAAAAAGCUCUUCUCUUCAGCUUUGAUUAAAUUUAUUUAAAAUGCCAAAACCAACGUGUGUCCAAUGCAAUACGAACGAUUCAUUGCUCUGGCGUAGCGCAGAAUCCGGCCAAAUAUGUAACGAUUGUCACCUUACAAACACUGCUAAUAAAGAAGUAAAACCUGAAGCUAGUACUAUCAAAACCGAGGGGGAAGAUAAAAAGGAAGAGAAAGAAGAUUUAGAAGGUAAAAAUGGCAAAGCUGAAGGGGAAACAACGCCAGCAAAGGCAACUGGGAAAGGUACUCGUAAGAGUACGCGUUCAACGAGAUACAAGGCAAAGACGCCUGCCCCAGCGCCAUCGAAACCGGCAGCGCCUCGUGGAAGAGGUCGACGAAGUAUUUUUAAAAGGCAACCAUUAAAAGCUCCUACAGCAACCGCCACUGUUGUUACAAGUGAAUCUAUAUUUUUUAGGGGCACAUACAUGCAAGUCGGUGACAUAGUCUCAAUGAUAGACAUCGAUGGAGGCACAUACUAUGCUCAAAUCCGAGGUUUCCUAACUGACCAGUACUGCGAGAAGAGUGCUGUCGUCACUUGGUUGUUGCCCACAAAAGCGAGUCCACCUCCUGAGAAAGGAUUUGAUCCAGCUACUUAUAUCAUAGGUCCAGAAGAGGAAUUGCCGCGCAAAUUAGAAUAUAUGGAAUUCAUAAUGCACGCCCCGUCAGACUACUACAAAGCAAGCAACACACCCUAUCCCCUAACAGAAAAUGAAUUAAAUAAUUAUUCAGGAUUUAUUUGGACGACACUGGAACCUAAGGAAAAAACAUAAAUUUAUUUUUUUAGUAUUAUUUAGAUGUUAAUUAAAGAAGUUCUUACGAAA
Molecule: messenger RNA, 924 nt
Organism: Melitaea cinxia (Glanville fritillary)
Lineage: Eukaryota; Metazoa; Arthropoda; Insecta; Lepidoptera; Nymphalidae
Product: GATA zinc finger domain-containing protein 1
Exons: 3
Coding region: 109-873 (254 amino acids)
Biological process (GO): regulation of DNA-templated transcription; chromatin organization
Cellular component (GO): nucleus
Molecular function (GO): zinc ion binding; sequence-specific DNA binding
Source: RefSeq, a predicted model, not a curated record